CUGAACGCCCCAAACACAGACUUUUUCGUCUAACAUCAGUAACUGAAUUUUCUCCUAGAUUUUGCGCUUUGGACUCGGGACCAUCGAUGCGCUCUCUCUAACCAGAAAACCGAAAAGAUAGCGCACAGAAAGAUUUUUUGGGUGAGGAAGGGAAAAGCCAUUUAAGCUCCCUACCCAUUUGAUCACUGUCGUAAUUGACAUUGUUCCUUUACUUCUUUCAACGUUCUUCUUUGUUAUUGGGCUACAACUCUUUUUCCUAGUAGCUGACGUCAUUGAAUUGGACAUGGCGUGCAUGAAGCUGGGAUCCAAAUCCGAAGUCCUUCACCUCGAUGGCCAAACCUGGCUUUGCUCAACUGGGCUUCCUAGCGAUGUCAUCAUUGAAGUUGGAGAGAUGACCUUCCAUCUCCACAAGUUUCCCUUGCUUUCCAGAAGCGGAUUAUUAGAAAAUCUUAUUGGAGAGCUUUCUGGUGAGGAUGAGAAGAAGUGUGUUUUGCAGCUUCAUGACAUACCGGGAGGAGCCAAAACCUUUCUUCUUGUAGCCAAGUUUUGUUAUGGUGUUAAGAUGGAGCUCACUGCAUUGAAUGUAGUCAGUCUCAGGUGUGCAGCCGAGUAUCUUCGGAUGACUGAAGACUAUGGAGAGGGGAAUCUCAUAAUUCAGACAGAACAUUUUCUCAAUGAAAUUUUUUGUUAUUGGACGGACUCAAUUAAAGCUCUUGAAACCUGCGAAGAGGUUCUACCACGUGCAGAAGACCUUCAUAUUGUUUCAAGAUGCAUUGAUUCUUUGGCAAUAAAAGCUUGUGCAGAUCCUAGCUUGUUUAGUUGGCCCAUGUCAGGAUGCAGUGCUGUGGAAAGCCCAGGUGGAGCUGUAAUUUGGAAUGGAAUACGCACAGCAACUAAGCCAAAUCCUGUGAGUGAAGAUUGGUGGUAUGAGAAUGUGUCCUCUCUGAGAUUCCCUCUGUAUAAAAGACUGAUUCUGGCAGUUGGAUUGAGGGGCAUGAAGGCAGAGAGGAUUGCUGGGUCCGUGGUCUACUAUGCAAAGAGUCAUCUCCCAUUGUUGGGCAGGCAAUCAAGCUUCCAGAAUGGGAACCGUGAUGGCCCAGAAUCAGCUAUUUCUGCCUCAUCUGACUUGGAUCAAAGGAAACUCCUUGAAGAAAUAGUGGAGUUACUGCCCAUUGGAAGGGGUGUCACAGCUACCAACUUUCUGCUUAGACUUUUGCGAACAUCAAUGAUUUUACAUGCUAGCCAAUCAUGUCAUGAGAAUUUAGAGAAAAGGGUUGGUGCUCAGUUGGAUGAAGCAGCUCUUGAAGAUCUUCUGAUACCAAAUAUGGGGUACUCAGUGGAGACCCUUUAUGAUAUUGAUUGUGUUCAGCGGAUUCUUGAUCACUUUAUGCUGGUGGAUCAUGAUUCUAAUUCUAAUUGUAUGGUAUAUGAGGGGCAGUUGAUGGGAGCUUCACAUCCACUGACCCCUAUGACAAUGGUGGCUAAUUUAGUGGAUGGUUAUCUAGCUGAAGUGGCACCUGAUGUUAACUUGAAGUUACCAAAAUUUGAGUCCUUGGCUGCUGUUAUCCCUGAUUAUGCGAGGCCAUUAGAUGAUGGAAUCUACCGUGCAAUUGAUAUAUUUCUCAAGGCUCAUCCCUGGCUAACAGAUUCCGAAAGGGAACAACUCUGCAGGCUCAUGAACUGCCAGAAGCUCUCCCUGGAAGCCAGCACCCAUGCAGCCCAGAACGAGAGGUUGCCACUUCGUGUCAUUGUCCAAGUUUUAUUCUUUGAACAACUCAGGCUCCGCACCUCUGUUGCUGGUUGGUUUUUUGUCUCUGACAACCUUGAGAACACUCAAAAUCACAGCGGGAAUCUUGCUCUGGUCAGACAUGACGCCUCUAUUCAAGCAGGCAGUACCACCCAAAAUCAUCUUGUAGCAGUCGAUGACAUGAAGGAACGGGUGUCUGAGCUUGAGAAAGAAUGCUCAACCAUGAAACAAGAGAUUGACAAGCUAGUGAAGACAAAGGGAAGUUGGAACGCGAUCUUGAAAAAGUUCUCUUUCAGACUAAAGACGAAGACCUAUGAUCCAAAUGCAUCGAAGCACGGCAACAAUUCCACAACCCCACCAGCAUCAAAAGCACCACUUGUGAACGGAAAAGAAAACCAUGGCAGUAGUACUGGUGAAUUAGGAGCUGAUUGAUUUUCUCAUCUAAAAUAUUGAAAGCCAAUGUUUUUUUUUUUUGCUUUUUUUGUUAAUUAUUAUUAUUAUUUUUUGUGGUUUAGUUAAUAUAGCGUAAUAAUAGUCACACGUACAUUAGAUUGUAAUUACAAUUGAUCUUCCUCCUGUUCCUCAUAUUUUUACUAUUUUGUUUCUUCAUCA
Messenger RNA from Juglans regia (Persian walnut), 2359 nucleotides. RefSeq names its product BTB/POZ domain-containing protein At5g03250-like. Bases 284 to 2179 code for a protein of 631 amino acids. The record is from RefSeq and is a predicted model, not a curated record. The transcript is spliced from 4 exons. Lineage: Eukaryota; Viridiplantae; Streptophyta; Magnoliopsida; Fagales; Juglandaceae. Gene Ontology annotation, molecular function: protein binding.